Molecule: messenger RNA, 312 nt
Organism: Medioppia subpectinata
Lineage: Eukaryota; Metazoa; Arthropoda; Arachnida; Sarcoptiformes; Oppiidae
Source: the annotation of a GenBank genome assembly
AUGAAGCACUAUAGGGGGAGUCUAAAGAGCCUGAACACCGGAAUCGUAACCCUAUUGAAUUACGGCAAACACGUGCCCCCAAUCGUAAGCCACGUAACGCUGGCCCACGAAAUCGGUCACAACUUUGGCUCUCCGCACGAUCCGGAAGAGGACACAAACUGCACGCCUGGAGGAGAGAACGGGAAUUACAUAAUGUUCGCGAGGGCCACAUCCGGCGACAAGAGGAACAAUAAUAAAUUCAGUCCGUGUAGUCUCAAGAGUAUUAACGCUGUCCUCAACACCAAAGCCAAGAGUCUGAAGGGAUGUUUUCAA